UCACAGCACCGUGUGAUUAGAGACAUUUGUAGGGUCCCUUGGAACAGCGACUUGUGAUUGGACUGUGUCCAAUUGCCCCGUGUCCAACUGAUAUACACUCAUCCUGCCGCGCAUUGAACAUUUUCUAAAAACAGUUGUUCAUGUUAAUACACAUUGUAGAAUCAGAAUAUUACGAAAGAAGGUACUUUGCAUUCAAUUAUGAAUAUCAUUUAUCUUUUGCUUUUUGUUCUUAAACUGUUUUAAUGGUCUCUGCAGCGGCAAUGGUUCAUUUUCUUGCUCAGAUGUAGAGCUGUUGUCGUCUCCGAAGAACGCUCUCUUUGUAUACUUCUUUCGUUCACUUCUUGUUAUGCAUUUGAUCCCAUACUUUUUAAAGUUGGCGACAACUUCUGUCAUUUCUGUCCAAGCUGCACAUAACAUUUAUUACAUAGGAUCGUAGUGUAUACAACAAUGAUUAUCACUGUCCUUACAUUAAAAUAACAGAAUAAAAAAUAUUUACUUACUACCAUGUGCCAGAAUAACUGCAAUAGUAACCUCCUAGUCCGCUUUUUUAAACACUUUAUCCAUAGUUGCAGAAUGAAUCUUGAUAACACAGUUUUUCGGCCAUUUUAAUUGAAUUUGUGUUUCUUGAUCUAUGAUACCUUGCAAACCAUCAUCGUCAAGUUGAGAAAUUAUCCACUCUUUGUACGCAAUAGAUAUUUUAUUGUUCUCGUUAGGAAAGUCGCAAACAAUAUAUUUGUCGUUUGACAUGAUAUCCAUGUCAUCAAGUAAAUUUGUUUACUGUAUUUUCAAUAGACUGAUGCCCAAAAAGCUCAGACUACGACCUGCUACGAUAAAUCAAUUAGAAACACGCACAGUAAAUAUAAAAGAAUGCAGAAAACCGAGCACUAAAACGGAGCACAUAAAACACAAACAUGGUGACACGUGAGUUCGCAACGUUGGUAAAAAUAUGAAUAGUGCAGUGGAUAGAAACUGUGCAAGAGGCUCUUACAAGUCCUACUUGAGGAAUGAUCGUGAAGUGCCACAAUCAACACUCCGUUCUAGAGCAAUAGCAGUAGUCACUUCUAAUGUAGAUAACGCACAAUGCAGUCGACAAUUGCAAUUAAACGACGUGACAAUGGACAUGGAACAUGAAUAUCCAUACUCUAUUGAUGUACAACAACAGUCACGUUCAUGGAAUAUUCAUGGAAAUAGUGAAUAUAGUGACCGACUAUCUGUAUCAAAUAGAUCCAAUAGUGAUCAAUCCAUUCGUCCACCCAUUCUCGCACUUCUUCAACAUUUCGGAAGCGUGUACCACUCAAGCCGUGCUACUCGAGACUCACUUUAUGAAGGUUCUCGUAUAUCAAAAGAAGAAGGAUAUUUAUUACUCUUGCAUUUCACCAUUCGUCAUCAUUUAAGUGACGUAGCAUUAGAACAUCUUAUUGAGUUGAUAGAUUUGUUACUACCUAAUUCUGUAUUCAGAAGUCAGCAGGUCACAGUGGGAAGAGGAUCAACAAGAGUUUAUUCGGGAGAUGUAGGCAGUAGUAGAACACUACGUCAACAUGAACAAGAUUGUAAAAUAUGUAUGCAGGGUGGCAAGAUUGUGAGAGGUAUCAAAGGACCUUCUAUUCUUAUGCUGUUACCAGUAUUCAAUAUUGUCACUUCGUUCACGCCGGAUUAUCUUCAUAGUAUUUUAUUGGGAGUCGUGAAGACAUUCACUGAGGCAUGGUUUGAUUCUGCUUAUAAUGACCAUGGUAUCUUGGCACCAAGACGACUAUCUUUGAUAGAAAACUAUUAAAGAUAAAGCCGCCAUGUGAAAUAACGCGAACUCCACGGUCAAUUAAUGAAAGAAAAAUGUGGAAAGGUUCUGAAUGGAAACAUUUUCUUCUCUACUAUUUCAUGAUAUGUAUGCAAAAUGUAAUGCAGCAUAUCUUAAGCAUUGGUUUUAUCUAGUGUUCAGUAUGUAUAUAUUGUUGCAAGAAAAAAUAACAAACACAGAUUUUUCUUCAGCUGAAAUUGCUAUACAACGUUUUGUAUUUCAAAUUGAACAGUUAUACGGUAUACAAUUCUAUAAAUUUAAUGUACAUUUAAUGCUUCACAUACCUUCAUCCGUUAAAAAAUUUGGUGCUCUUUGGGCAACAUCCACGUUUCCGUUUGAACAUUACAAUGGAGUUUUAAGUAAAAUGUUCAAAAAUUCUCAAGCUGUACCAGAACAAAUAUGUAAAUCUUAUAUUAGAUUUAAAAAUGCUGAACAAUUAUCUGCAAUUGUUUUUUCACGCAUAGACUGUUCCGAAGAUGCAAGAACACUGUACAACAAAAUAAGUGGAGUGUAUCGGGGUGUAUAUCAGUUGGACACGGGGCAAUUGGACACAGUCCAAUCACAUGUCGCUGUUCCAAGGGACCCUACAAAUGUCUCUAAUAUACGGUGCUGUGAUUGGCUGUGUCCAAAUGCACCGUGUCCAAGUGCACUGCUCCCAGUGUAUCGACCUCAACAAUGUAUCACAUACGGAAACUUUUACGAUUAUUCGGAACACCAAAAAUGAUUAAACUAUCUUUGUUUGAAAAAACAAUAGUAGAAGCUUUUUUAGGCGAACAUAUUUUAGAUUCUGCUGAUAGCUUUAAACGAUUUAUCAUAAAUAAAAUUUUGUGGCAUACGGAUAUAUGUAAAACAUUGAAAAAGCGUGAUAAUUGUACGGCUGAAUUGCAUAAUGGUUCUUUUAUCAUCAUACAUGCGAUGUUAGAUGUUCGUACAUAAUCCAAUGCACAAUUGAAAUAUGUCGUCAUUGGAAGACUUUUAGACAGGACUAACACAGAAUUGUGCAUUACUUCAGAUUCUACUAUAUCAUCGAGAAACCAAAUUUUUGUAUGUUCCAUAACUAAUACAAUUAUCGCGAUCUGUCCUACUUCAUUGCGUAGAAAAUGUAUCAGAAUGCAGUCUUAUGUAGGACAUGAUGACUUCAUUAUUACGCGCCUUGUCAACAACAUCGAGAUAGACUAAUAAAGAAUUAAGUUUAAUGAAGCAUACACUUAUGUAAUUGUGCCACAUUAUAAGUGUAAUUGUCAUAGAAAAUAAAUGUUUGUACAGCAAAAAUUAUAUGUAAUAAUCUGAAAAAUGUAUUCUCGAUAGUAAUAAUUAAUUAUCUUUCAUAGUUUUUCUAUAAUAACUAUAAGGUAUACAUGUUUGUACAUAUCAGCGCAUCAAGUGCCACUUCCCAGACAGCACAAAAUCUAAAAUCGGGACAUAAGACGUCUUAAAGAUGUCUUAAGGAUGUCUAAUGGCCAUUCUACAAUAAGCAAUAAGUUUUAAGUCGUAAUAAAAUUGAUCAGUUACAGUGGAUUAUUCUUCUAAUAGUCGACUAUAAUUGGUUAAUUUUAUUAGGACUUAUGACUAAAAGCUUAUUGUAGAAUGACCAUAAUAGACGUCUUUCGUGCAGACAUCUUAAAGACAACUAAAGCCCGUAUUUAUAGUCAGAUCUUAUAUUUAAGACCGUCUUAAGUUCAUCUUCAGAUGUACGGAUUAUUUCAUUGGCUAUGGAGUAUCUGAAGAUAAACUUAAGAUAUAAGAC
Molecule: messenger RNA, 3542 nt
Organism: Odontomachus brunneus
Lineage: Eukaryota; Metazoa; Arthropoda; Insecta; Hymenoptera; Formicidae
Exons: 6
Coding region: 947-1774 (275 amino acids)
Source: RefSeq, a predicted model, not a curated record